Messenger RNA from Durio zibethinus, 4121 nucleotides. RefSeq lists its product as uncharacterized. The record is from RefSeq and is a predicted model, not a curated record. NCBI's taxonomy places the organism in Eukaryota, Viridiplantae, Streptophyta, Magnoliopsida, Malvales, Malvaceae.
AAAUAUUAUGAUAAUAAUAUACAAAAAGAAAAUUACAAGGAUUGGGCUGCAAACGCACCGUUUUGUUUGGGCUCCAGCAAACUAAAGUAAACAGCCAAGAUGUAAUGGGCUCAUGAAAACUGCUCUCAGACUAAACGCUGUGGGCUGAGGUGCAUUUUAAUCCAACCAAGAGGAUGUAAACGCAAAGUAAUCGAAACCCGGUAAUCAGAAAUCGUACGGCCAGAAACCAGAUCGAACCAACGAUCUGGUUAAAAAGUUCCGUCAGGAAAUUGGAUCUCCCAUUUCCCAGGCACCAAACAAUUAAAAUAAAAAGGAGAAAAAAAAAAAAACCUCCACAGCCUUUGAUCUCCGAUUAGUACUAGAGUUGCGAAGUAUCCUCGGUGUUUGAUUUUGCAGAAGCUGAUUUGGUGGAAACAAUGAACUUUCUGCUGCUGCGGUCCAAUCAACAGGGAACGCCAGAACCACCUCCAGUACCAGAAGAGGAGGCGGAGUCAACUUAUGUUUCUAAAUCUACGACAACUUUGGAAGGGCUUAUAGAUGAAGAUCCAUUCCUGGUGUAUCCCACAAUCGGAAAUCAUGAUGGAGAAACCAAUGGAUUUGUAGGUGAGAAUUCUGGUGUUGCAAGCAAUAAGAAUGCCUCUGUCUCUGAGAACCACAUUGAUGUUUCUGAAGAAGAUGGAUGGAUCACUAUUCCAUAUAAGGAUCUCCCUGAUGAUUGGACUCAUGCACCCGACAUACAUUCGUUACGUUGCCUGGAUCGUUCUUUUGUUUUUACUGGUGAACAAGUUCAUAUUCUAGCAUGCUUAUCAGCGUGUAAUCAGGAAACAGAAAUUAUUACCCCAUUUAAAGUUGCAGCAGUUAUGAGUAAAAAUGGCAUGCGGAAAGGUGCUGAGAAACAAAAUGGAAACAUGGAGGGUGAGACAAAUUUAGUGCCUGGAGAAGGGAAAGUGAGUCCAAAUGGCACUGUAAUGGAUCGGAAUGGUGAAAACUUGGAGAAAGAGAAGAUUGAUCGAGCAAAGGAUGUUUCUGCUAGUGAAUCAUUUCUUAGAAUGGAAGAUCAGAGAAGACAGACUGAAACACUAUUGAAAAGGUUUAAGAACUCUCAUUUCUUUGUCAGGAUUGCGGAGUCAGGUGAGCCUCUAUGGUCGAAAAAAGGUUCUUCUCGGACAGCUUCUGAGUUGUCUAAGAUGGAUGGUCAACAGUCUAAUGCAAAUAAAACCAAAAACACUGCCAAGAAUAUAUACAGUCUGAGCGCAGUUAUUGAUAGAGGAAAUUUUGAGGCCAAUGUUUCUGGUGGAGUAGCUAGAGAUACUGUUAAGUGUUGCUCUCUUUCCAAUGGAGACAUAAUGGUACUUCUACAAGUGAAUGUUGGUGUUGAUUUUCUGAGAGAUCCUGUCAUUGAAAUUCUUCAGUUUGAGAAAUAUCAGGACAGAAUCCUGGCUGAGAAUGAGGACAACUUAGUUUAUUCAAAUCAAGACCCAUGUGGAGAAUUGUUGAAAUGGUUGCUUCCUCUGGAUAACACUCUUCCUCCACCUCGGACUUUAUCUCCUCCUGCUCCUUUAGGUUCUAGUUCUGGAAUUGGUAGCACAUCUCAGAGGUCUGCCUUUUCUGCCUCCUCUGGCUCUCAGCUCUUUUCCUUUAGUCAUUUUAGAAGCUACUCCAUGUCAUCACUUCCUCAAAAAGUUGCAACUCCUCCUGGGCCUGUUAAAGCCCAAAGUUCUAAACCAUCAUUUGACCUUGAUGAGGUGGAUCAUUACUUUUCUCAGAAGAUUUUGAAGAGUCAAAGAGCAGGGAUUGAAGAGCUUUUAUCUUUUCGGGGUGUGUCACUAGAGCGAGAAAGAUUUUCUGUCUGUUGUGGAUUAGAAGGGAUCCAUAUCCCAGGAAGAAGAUGGAGGAGGAAAGUUGAAAUAAUUCAACCUGUUGAGAUCCAUUCUUAUGCUGUCGACUGCAAUACAGAUGACCUCUUUUGUGUUCAGAUAAAGAAUGUUUCUCCAGCACAUAUACCAGAUAUUGUAGUAUACAUAGAUGCUAUAACAGUUGUCUUGGAAGAGGCUUCAAAAGGUGGACCGCCUGCUUCCCUACCAAUUGCAUGUAUUGAAGCUGGAGACGACCAUUGUUUACCAAAUCUAGCUCUCAGGAGGGGUGAAGAGCACUCUUUUAUUUUAAAGCCAGCGUCUUCUAUGUGGAAGGACCUCAAAACUUAUGGAGAAAAGUCUAAGUCGUCCAGUUUACAACCUGCUUCCAAGACUUUCGAUGGAAAGGGGAGUGUUUCGUCUGUUAACCAGUAUGCAAUUAUGGUAUCAUGCCACUGCAACUACACUGAAUCAAGAUUGUUUUUCAAGCAGCCAACAAGUUGGAGACCGCGUAUUUCAAGGGAUCUUAUGAUCUCAGUUUCAUCCGAAAUUUCGGGACAAUAUUCUGGACCCAAUGAAAUAGUCACUCAGCUUCCAGUUCAGGUUUUAACUCUUCAGGCUUCAAAUUUGACACCCGAAGAUCUAACUAUAACAGUUCUUGCUCCAGCAUCCUUUACCUCAUCUCCAUCUGUGGUAUCCUUGAAUUCUUCUCCAACAUCACCGAUGAUCCCAUUUGUUGGUUUUUCUGAACUUGCAGAGAGUGAGAGGCACGGUAGUGCUGUGCACAGACUCAGCUCAAUGCCCACUGUAUCAGAGAAUGAGAAACAGAAUGGUGAUGCUGGGGCUAGGUUUACUUCUUUCAAUGAGCAGUUGACUCCAAUACCUGAUUUCAUUCCAACUUCUGGUUUGGGAUGUACUCAUCUCUGGCUACAGAGUAGAGUACCACUAGGAUGUGUUCCUGCUCAAUCUACGGCUACCAUUAAGCUUGAGCUACUUCCAUUGACUGAUGGCAUAAUCACUCUUGACAGUUUACAGAUUCAUGUUAAGGAGAAAGGUCUUACUUAUAUCCCGGAGCACACACUAAAGAUAAAUGCGACUUCUAGUGUCUCCACAGGGAUUAUUUAGGAUGGAUUGCAACUUGUGUUUCUUAUGUCACGUUAUAUUUAGCCAUCAAGGAUUUCAGAGCAUCAUUCUUUCUGUUACCCAAUAUUGGUCUUCUAGUGCCAUAUUGUGCAGAACCUUUGAUACCACGGUGGAUAUCUUCUGUGUUGAGCAGAAAAGGAAUCAUCUUGCCAAUUCCUCUGAAAAUAUAGCCAUAAAUGAUUUCUUGUAAACUGCAAUCUUGAGAAUGGCAUUUGUUAUAUACCCCCUUUGAUGGGAAAGGUAUGUUCUUCGUAGAUGAAUCUAGUUGUGUGAAAGUGUAUCAGUUGCAAAGAAAUCAGAAGACCUGAGUGCUUUAUAGAUAAUCAGGCCCUACAAAACCUUAUUAGGAUCCAAAGACAGCCAUGUUACACUUCCAAAAUAGUGAAUUUGUAAACCACCGAUAUAACGAUUGCUGUAACUCAUUGAGAUGGCAGCAACCCUGGUUCAUGAAUAGCUCAAAUGGCUUGAAGUUUGCAGAUCAAGAAAACAAGCACCGGUUACUAUGCAGGGUUUUUUUUUUUGGCUUUUGUUUUACAUUGAAUGGUUUAUGAUUGAUAAGAUGCCACGUUCAUUGCUGUUUUGCAUCCGUGAUUUUGUUCGAACUUCUGUAUUCCACUCUUCUAUUUUGCAUUUUUUCCUCGUUAUGAUCAUACAGCAGCUUUUGAAUAUGUAGCAAUUUGAUGGGUGGCGGUAGAAUUUUAUUAACAUCAAAGCAUAAGGCUGAGGUUUGUCAAUCUUGGAUUUCGAUCCAGGCUUGAAGCUGAUUCCAAUGAGCUGCUGCUGAGUGUGAAGUGUGAAGGGCUUAAGCUAUAAUCUUGGUUUGACAUGUAUGAUACAGAAUCGUUCUUUAGGUGCAGUGGGAGGCCAAGAGAAUGCCGGAUGUUUACCAGACUGAUAAUUUUCUAUUUUACUCGGAAACUGGCUUUCCUUUAGAAGCAAAACAAGCCUAAAACAACAAAAUUAUGUAGUAAAAGAAUAGAUAAGAUAGGUCAUAAGAAAAAGAAAAUCUACUUGGUUGAAAAUUUUGACACUGCAAUGUAGCCGAAUUGUUGUUGCCGAGAUAUAUAUUCAAAUCAAAAGUCAAAAGAAAAUGAGCAAUUUCUUGAACAAGCAAACAAACUCUUA